Calidris pugnax (ruff) is the source of this 1404-nucleotide messenger RNA. RefSeq lists its product as uncharacterized. NCBI's taxonomy places the organism in Eukaryota, Metazoa, Chordata, Aves, Charadriiformes, Scolopacidae. Gene Ontology annotation, molecular function: protein binding. Bases 1 to 1404 code for a protein of 467 amino acids. The transcript has 9 exons. The record is from RefSeq and is a predicted model, not a curated record.
AUGGCACCAUUCCAUGAGAAUUACACAAAGGAUGAAGAAGUGACACUGAGCUGCAAUGGUGGUUUCCAGCCGUCCUUCACCCAUGUCAAAUGUGCAGGGGGAGCUCAGGCACAGAAUUAUUCUGGCUCUCUAAACAACAACGUGUGGCUGGGGAGGAAAAACGGUGAUGCCUGGAUCCACAUUGAAGGGAACAUAGUUUGUAUUGAAACGUGCAAAAGGCCCCAAUGGGACCCAAGACUCCAGCUGGCACCAGACCAGGAGAAUUACAAGAAGAACGAAGAAGUGAUGCUGAUCUGCCCUAAGGAUUUCCAGCUCUUCUUCACCCAUGUCAAGUGUGUAGGAAAAUUCCCAUUCAUCAGCAAUGGGAAAGCAGUACACAGAGAAGCUUGGAAUGGAAAGGACAGCAGAGGUGACUGGAUCCAUAUUCAGUCCCAUGUGGAGUGCAUUGAUGUCCUCCAGGUUGUCUCUGAGAGCGUGGAGAUUACCAGCACCAGCAUCACACUGAAGUGGAUCUGCAGGCUCCCUGAUGCCUGUGAGCAUAUUCGGGCCAGGUGCCGGCUGGAAGAGCACUCCUCCCCUACCUGUGAGGCUAAGGAGGUGAAAGGAGAGAAGAUGCUUCAAGGCCAGGAGGGAACAUUCACCUGUCCCCCUCUGCAGCCCUUCACUGUCUACAGUGUCACCAUCUCCUUGCCCCCCAGCACGGUCCUGUACACACGUCUUCUCACAACAAAGGAAACAGUGCCGGACAAACCAGAGAAGCUGUGGCUGAAUCCCAACACAGGGUCCCUCUCAUGGAAGCCGCUGCCCCCCUGCAAAGGGAAGAUCAUCGGAUACCAGCUGAACAUCACAACCCGAAGAGCGCACGAUGACACCUUCCUUGAGUUCAAGCAGGUGGUGGUGAACCAGUCUGUCACUCAGUACACACCACCCCGUCAGACACCUGGAAGCAAAUACACGGUGGCAGUGCAGGGCCUCACGGUGGCUGGUGCUGGGGCUGCAUCAAUCCUGGAAUUUCAGACCUACAUCUCGGCGGACAUGAGGGCAAGGGAAGACUGUGCCUCGCUGCCUGACCCUGCAGCAUACAGGAUGGCAGAACCUGGACACGUGUGUCCACAGAUGGUGCACACGCCCAACGCCAUGGUUGGGGCCGUGGCUGGCACAUGGAGAAGGAAUGCCUUGCCCAGCAAACCCGAAGAGGACCAUUACACAGAGCUCCAGCCUUAUGAGAACGUGGAUAACUACUGUGUGGUCAAGGGCACUCUUCUGGCAGAGGAAGAAGCAGGUAAAGGUGGCCAGGCUGGAGAGAUGUUGCCUCAGACCCCGCCGGUCCUGGAGUCCUCAAGAGACAGUCAGAGCAGUGAGGGAGAGGAGAAGAUGAGGUUGAAGUCCCCGGCUCAGUGCUGA